AUGUCUCAAUCCGAGCUGUCCCAUUCCGAGCUGGAGUUUACGUCUCCUUUCGAGGCUGUCACCCGCAAUCCUCUAACGCUCAUCGGGCUUCGCAUGCGAUGGUUCUCAGGGAAGAUACGCGCCAAGCCCAACUGGUGGAAGAAAGUCUACGACUACGAGAUCGUAACAAGGUGGCGCAAGGAGAUCAUCGAGCACGACGCGGUCAUGGUCGCACGAUUCUGGGGCGGUGACGAGUAUUGGAAGACGGGCCGUGGUGAAAAACAGUGGCCGCGGGACAAGAUCACCGACGUCCAGCUCAACUACCUCCUCGACGAACUGCGGUACGACGCGAGCCAGUACGACGACCAAACUGGUAUCCUUGCGACGGCGAUCCAUAAGGUGCACGAGUCGCGAUGUCUGAUACCCGCCGAUGUCAAGGCAUCCCUCGUGCAAGGCGUCUCUGUGCUCGAGGAUAUCCCAGACGAGGAGAAGGACUGGCAUCCGGGGUCAAAGAAGCAAGUACUGGACCUCGUCCAUCCAUCAAUGUACUGCCUGUGUAUCGGUCGGUCGCAUGUCUACCGUCGCGACCGGGGCCAGGGCGCGCCCACAGUACAGCUCGCGUUAGAGGACUACCUCAGCCACCGCCUAGAUUUUCAGAGGUUCUUUUACAACUCUAAGAAGCCGUUCUGCAUCUCGCAUGACUACCAAUGGCUCCCGACGGAUUUUGAAGUCUCCGAAUCGGGUGAGGUCGAGCCCCUCGCCCCGCAUGAUUGGUACGACCACGUCACGGUACCCGAACCAGACUAUGACGACUACCCAGCUAACCGACAUGCUUACCACAAUGCCUACGCUGAGUGGGAGUGGAAGUACCGAUGGCCCUCCAUUCCUGAACCCGAACUUUCCGUCCCUCCCACUACUACCAGUGCGGACGAGGAGAACAAAAUCAAGAUCUCGCUCCACGGGCGUACGCUCCAAGUGAUCGUCAAGCUCGCGAACAUCGUUCUCACCCCAGAUAAUCCGAAGUACGCCGGCGGCUCGUGGCACGUCGAGGGAAUGGCGAACGAGAACAUCGUCGCUACGGGCCUCUACUACUACGCGUGCGAGAACAUUACUGAGUCACGCCUCGAUUUCCGGACGGCGGUUGGCAGACACUGGUUCGUCCCCACUGGUAUUUAUUGUUGCUUCCUACGGAGAUGACGGGAUAAUGCGUAUCUACGGCAAAAAGGCCGACGCAAGACGACG
Molecule: messenger RNA, 1221 nt
Organism: Dichomitus squalens LYAD-421 SS1
Lineage: Eukaryota; Fungi; Basidiomycota; Agaricomycetes; Polyporales; Polyporaceae
Exons: 3
Coding region: 1-1176 (391 amino acids)
Source: RefSeq, a predicted model, not a curated record